Molecule: messenger RNA, 408 nt
Organism: Zymoseptoria tritici IPO323
Lineage: Eukaryota; Fungi; Ascomycota; Dothideomycetes; Mycosphaerellales; Mycosphaerellaceae
Exons: 3
Coding region: 1-408 (135 amino acids)
Source: RefSeq, a predicted model, not a curated record
AUGAUCGCAGGCAUCGCACACGUCAACCUCACUGUGCCAAAGGGCACUCUCGAUCAAGCCGAGACCUUCUAUGGCACCACUUUGGGGCUGACCUCCAGACCCGUACCACAGGUGAAGAAGGGCGAGUUGGCGUGGUUUGACAUCGGCUCGUCGGGUCAACAAGUCCACAUUGCAUUUGGCGAGUCCGGCCCUAAAUCUUCUCGCCAUCCGUGCUUUAAGAUUGAGUCUCCUGAAGCUCUAAUGGAGCUCCGACAACGCGUGUGGGACCAUCACAAGAAAGGUGACGAAGCGGCACCGCAGGAGGCAGAUGAGCCUGGGAAGAUGGACAGUGGUACACAAGCCGUCGAAUUCCCGACGAGAUUCUUCGCCCGCGAUUAUGCUGGAAACAGGCUCGAGUUCAGUCUGUGA